Molecule: messenger RNA, 698 nt
Organism: Bombus impatiens (common eastern bumble bee)
Lineage: Eukaryota; Metazoa; Arthropoda; Insecta; Hymenoptera; Apidae
Exons: 3
Coding region: 292-660 (122 amino acids)
Source: RefSeq, a predicted model, not a curated record
UGAAGCGUUUCAUCUAACUGCGCAAAAAAGGAAGCAUGUCAAUUUGCUAUUUAUUGAAGAUUAUCUUGCUUGCAUAUAAUUUGCUAUGUAUCAAUGCAAAUUAGCGCUAACUGAUGUAAAUAAUAUGUCAUAUCAUCGCGAGGUACCAUAACAUUUAUUCUCUCUUUCUUUAGUUACCUUCACUGUUUUAUCUCGCAAAAAAAAUUAGACAUCUAUAUUACCAAUUGCGAGCGAAUAACCUUUCUAUCCCAGCCACGAGGAGAAAUGGCGGAAUAAAAAAUUGGUUAUGCUAUGACUGCUAUAUUAUCAACAAACUCGAUAUGUCAUCAACUAUCAUGUACAUAUACAACAUCAAGAAGUUCCUUGAUUGCUUUAUUGCCUAUUAGGUCGUGCCCUGCUGCUUUCUUGGGAUUUAGGCGACUGAUCGAUUCUAUAGUCUCUGCAGAAGUGAAGGGUUCAAUAGGAGGGGACGUUUGGAAGGGGAUGUGCAGGUAUUCAGUAACGUCCGCGGCAGCUUUGGAGGAAUGGGGUUUGAAUACUUUAGACAAGUAUUUAGCAAACAGGUCGGCUUUUUCUAUAGGGCGUCCAUCCACCUUGCGGACGGCGGAUUGGAGGGAUUAUUUGUGGGGGGCGCGUGAGUUUCCUGGAGGUUUUCCAUAGUGAGUAGAUGGGGUCAGCUGUGGGGGAUAAACUGGCGA